UGAGAUGGACUUGUGUAAUCAGUGUAACAGUAUGGUUUAGUGAACUACAGUUUGGUGGGCACGCAUGGUUGACAGGCAAGGUAAAGUGACAAGGCCCAGACAUUGACAGCAUAUCUCACUACAGCACUGGAGCUGAAGGCUCACAAAGCAGUACUGAUAGCCUUCUCAACAGUUGUACACACUGGAAUUUAAAGCUAGCUGCUGUCUGUAUGUAUCAGUGCAUCAAUCAGUCAGUGACUUCUGUGUGAUUUCUCGGAUUAUUACUGUUCUAACUCAAAGUUCAUAAAAAAUGGGAAACAAAUCAUCUAGCAAGAAGUUGCCAAAGGAGGAUUUAGAGUUUUUAGUAAACAACACAAAGUUCUCCAAAGCAGAGAUAAAGGAUUGGUAUCGUGGAUUUAUGAAAGACUGUCCAGAUGGGUUAUUGUGUAAGAGUAAAUUCUUGGAUGUGUACUCAACAUUCUUCCCUACUGGGACUCCAGACACUUUUUGUGAACAUGUGUUCCGAUCAUUUGACAAAGACAAUAGUGGGAAGAUAGAUUUCAAGGAGUUCCUGCUGGCCAUUAACAUUACAUCUGGUGGAAACCCUGAGGAUAAAUUAAACUGGGCCUUUAAUAUGUACGAUAUAGAUGGAAACGGAUCUAUCGAAAAGAAAGAAAUGGUUGAAAUUAUUGCGGCUAUAUACAACAUGUUGGGCAAUGCUUUGUGUGGACAAGAGACAGAUACUCCAGAAGACCGUACAGAAAAGAUAUUUGAUAAAAUGGACGAAAACAGUGAUGGUGUGUUAAGCAAGAAGGAAUUCAUCGAGGGAUGUAUGAAAGAUCAGUUUCUAUAUCAAAUGCUGACAGCAGACGCUGCAGGAAACCAAUAGUUGGUACACAUAGAGUGUGACAUAACAUUACCAUGUACAGUUUGUAUAUCUCCGUAUAUCUCAAUCAUUUCAGCAUUUUGAUUUUUUUCUUUUUUAAGAAAAAAUUAUCCUCUUUAACCGAAGUGGCUUGUUACAAACAAAAAGUGGAUUUUUUGUACACAUACCUAUUGAUAUGUGUGCAUGCAUUUCAUACAUGACAUUUGAAGUUAUGAAUCUAGUAGUGUCAGAAUAAAUUUUUAAGAAAAAGUUAUUUUCCAACUUUAGGAUUUUUCUUUUAAUUUGCUAUAAUGUUAGAACAACUUUUUCAA
Messenger RNA from Ylistrum balloti, 1176 nucleotides. RefSeq names its product neuronal calcium sensor 2-like. The record is from RefSeq and is a predicted model, not a curated record. The transcript is spliced from 4 exons. Lineage: Eukaryota; Metazoa; Mollusca; Bivalvia; Pectinida; Pectinidae. Gene Ontology annotation, molecular function: calcium ion binding. Bases 290 to 868 code for a protein of 192 amino acids.